CACCAAUAUUGCGUGCAGCCCAGCCCGUCUUAUUGGACUGCUUUCCAAGAGUGGACGCUUUUCGCUUCGCCCUCCAGUCGUUGGAUUUCUGCUUUGCUAGCUUCUUCUUCAGGUCAGCGUAAAGCCCUUCUUUUUCCUUUGAUUUUCACGUUCCUCUUAUUUUGGUUAAGCUGGAAGAAUCAUGCAUUCGUGUACACAUUAGUUUUGAUUUGUACUUUGUAACUGUAGAUUUUGGGAAAUUGGGUUCUAGGUUUUUUUAAGUUUGGUGUGCAUGUUUUCUCGAACUAUUUUGUGCUUGUGAUUGCCGUAGUGUCUUUUGUUAUUGGAUUAUCAAAUCCAGGAUGAGUUUUAAUUGGAACAUAUAUAAUAAAAGAAAGUCUUUUGGUUUGGUGAACAUUGUAUUUGUUUGCGGGAUGGCAUUAACUUAGAGAUUUGAACUUUGAGAGAGAGCUUUGAAUUUGUUUGGCUACUUUUAGUAUGAUUUCUGGAAGAAUGUACUGGGUUUAUGCUCCUCUAGCUUAUGACUGUAAUCAAGAUCACAAUUGGUGGAGGGAAUUUAAGUUUAGGUCAAGUCUGAUUCUUUUGACAGGGAUAAGGAUGUCAAAAUUCCUCCUUCUUAGGACUAUUGAAUUUACUUGAUCUUUGUUCUCUUGAUUGUUUUGUGAUAUGGUAUAGCGAUGGAAUAUACAGUCUAUGUAACUGUAGUUUUACUGUGUAGUGAUUUUGAUUUUCCAUAUGUUAUUGCUAUGGUUUCUAUGUGCUUGGAGCAUAGUACCAGCUUCGUGCAUUCUGUUAGCACCUGGAUAACAUUGUUGGAUUUACUUUAUUGUUCAUGAGUCUUUGCUUUCAUCUUUCCCUAAACUUGGAAUAUCGAAGUGGCAGAAGGAGAUUGAAUGUUUAAAAAUUAUGAAAAUAUGUCAGGUUUUAGUGUGGUGAUUUGUUUUCCAUUACACACAUGUAAUUAUUUUUAAAAGGUUCUUGCAAUUUAUCUGAAAUACUGAUCAAUGGUUGGAAUCUAGGCAUUUAUUCGUCUGCCAAUAAAUUGUCUGCUCUUUGUCAGUGGAGUUGUAGUUGCAUCACCAAAUCAGCCAUGUCUACCGAAUCGGGUUCUUCUGUUCAGCGAGGCCAAGUUGAUUUGUUGGACUUCGUGGACUGGUCUAGUGUUGAAUGCCUUAACCAAAAAGGCGCAAACUCUCUUCCGAAUGCCCUUAAACAGGGAUAUAGGGAGGAUGAUGGUCUGGUUCUGGAGAGCGAUGCAGAUGAGCAGCUGUUGAUAUAUAUACCAUUCAAUCAAGUUGUCAAACUACAUUCAAUCGCUAUCAAAGGGCCAAAGGACGAAGGUCCUAAAACUGUGAAACUUUUCUCAAACAAGGACCACAUGGGAUUCAGUAAUGUCAAUGACUAUCCUGCUAGUGACACAGCUAUUCUAUCUGAAGAUAAUCUUGAGGGAAAACCUGUAAUAUUGAAGUACGUCAAGUUUCAAAAUGUUCGGAGCUUGACGAUCUUUAUUGAGGAUAAUCAGUCUGAAUCCGAAGUUACAAAGAUUCAAAAGAUUGUUCUUUAUGGAACUACGGUGGAAACAACAGAUAUGAAGGCUCUGAAGAAGAUUGAAGACCACUGACCACAGAUUGAGCUAGUAGCAUUGGUAUAGGAUUCCCUUUGAAGCAAAAUCCACAUUUACUGCUUUUGGCAGUCACUUGAACUUGGAUUUGAUUUUAUAUAUUUGCUUAAUAUUGGGAAUCUUUGUUGCGUUGGCAAGUGUCGUAACAUAUUAUUUACACAUUGAAUUUUUCCUCCCUCGUCCCUAGCAUGUGUUACUACAUACAUUCCUUAAACUCUUUAGUAACUAUUGUGGUCAUUUUCUUUUUUGUUCUGCAAAUGGUGAGAUUGUGAAAAUUGUAAGUUUUUUUUUUUGUUGAUAUUUCAUCAUGAGGAAGGGAUUCUGCAUUAUCUCUCUCUUUUUUUUUUCUUUUUUUUUUUUUGGUUUUGUUUAAAAUGUUUCUAUUGUCUGAAUUAGC
Oldenlandia corymbosa var. corymbosa is the source of this 2018-nucleotide messenger RNA. The record is from the annotation of a GenBank genome assembly. Lineage: Eukaryota; Viridiplantae; Streptophyta; Magnoliopsida; Gentianales; Rubiaceae.